Messenger RNA from Culex pipiens pallens (northern house mosquito), 1101 nucleotides. RefSeq lists its product as uncharacterized. The transcript is spliced from 2 exons. NCBI's taxonomy places the organism in Eukaryota, Metazoa, Arthropoda, Insecta, Diptera, Culicidae. Bases 29 to 361 code for a protein of 110 amino acids. The record is from RefSeq and is a predicted model, not a curated record.
UGGGCGACGCUCCCCUAACGAACGCACCAUGACACCUAAACUGGGCGACGCUCCCCUAAAGAUCGUACCAUGGCGAGCUGUCAUUUGUUUUCAAUCGUUCGCGUGUUCGAUCCUGUUUGUGUCGAUUGUGUUUGGCCCGAGGUUUGGCCGCUGUUUAACACGGUCAACACGGUCUUGGACAAAUUUGCCGGGUGACCGAACCGGAACGGCUCUGGGAUGGCGGAACUUUUUCAUAUUUGGGGACUUCUUCUACCAGGCCCGGCGCCUGCUGCGGACACUUCCGGCCGGAUUUGUUCAGGAUGGUCGUUUCGUCUGGAGGCGAAAAUCGUUAGGUAAGUUGUGUGUUGAUGCUCAACGGUGAACGUCCAAACAACGGUCAAGGAAAAGGUCACGAAAAGAAUUUUGUUGAGUGGUACGCAACUGAAAAAUAACAGAAACAGAAAGUAGCGUUUGACGUUUAUUGGCUUGGUGCCUGUGUUAAAUUUGUUUUGAUGAAUAAAUUAAAUAAUAGAAUUUGCAAAUUUGAAUGCCACUGAUUAUUACAAAGGUUCAUAUAAUUUUGUAUUUAAUGAAAACAUAUAGAGCUGCUCAUCAGACCGAAUCUCAAAAUGCUGAAUCUUGGAAGGAAAUUAGGCAAUUAGGAUAUUAGGAAAUUCGGAAAUUCGGAAAUUAGGAAAUUCGGAAAUUAGGGAAAUAGGAAAUUAGGAAAUUUGGAAAUUAGGAAAUUAGGAAAUUAGGAAAUUAGGAAAUCAGGAAAUCAGGAAAUCAGGAAAUUUGGAAUUUAGGCAAUUAGGAAAUUCGGAAAUUCGGAUAUUAGGAAAUUCAGAAAUUCGGAAAUUCGGAAAUUAGGAAAUUAGGAAAUUAGGAGAUUAGGAAAUUAGGAAAUUAGGCAAUUAGGAAAUUAGGAAAUAAGAAAAUAAGGAAAUCAGGAAAUCAGGAAAUUACGAAAUUAGGAAAUUAGGAAAUUUAGAAAUUAGAAAAAUCGGAAAUUAGGAAAUUGGGCAAUUAGGAAAUUAGGAAAUAAGAAAAUUAGGAAAUUGGGAAAUUAGGAAAUUAGGAAAUUAGGAAAUUAGGAGAUAAGGAAAUUAGGAAAUUAGAAAA